Messenger RNA from Fragaria vesca subsp. vesca, 2165 nucleotides. RefSeq names its product GRAM domain-containing protein 1C-like. The record is from RefSeq and is a predicted model, not a curated record. Gene Ontology annotation, biological process: negative regulation of programmed cell death. The transcript is spliced from 18 exons. Bases 1 to 1935 code for a protein of 644 amino acids. Lineage: Eukaryota; Viridiplantae; Streptophyta; Magnoliopsida; Rosales; Rosaceae.
AUGGCCGUGGCCUCCGCCUCCCCGGAUAGGAUCCAAGUGUCGCCGCAGCAGCAGCACCCCGUCGUCGAGCCCUCGCCGUCCCGAUUCUCCACCGACUCCGACGCCGCCUCGUCCUCUCCGCUCGUCUCCUGCUCCCCCGCCGACACUCCUGAUCGCUCCGAUCCUUCCUACGCUUCUCCCUCCUCCGCCGAUCAGUCUGCUGCAAGAUUGAGGAGUGAAGAGUACCGCCAGUUGUUUCGGCUUCCACCUGAUGAAGCCCUCAUCGAAGAUUUCAAUUGUGCAUUCCAGGAGAACAUACUUAUUCAGGGUCAUAUGUACCUGUUUGUUCAUCAUAUUUGCUUUUACUCGAAUAUAUUUGGGUAUGAAACAAAGAAAGUAAUCCCAUUCCAGGAAGUCACAAGUGUGAGAAGAGCAAAGACGGCAGGGAUCUUUCCUAAUGCAAUAGAAAUUUUUGCUGGAGACAAGAAGUACUUCUUUGCAUCCUUUCUGUCCCGAGAUGAAGCUUACAGAAUCAUAAAUGACGGUUGGGCGCAAUAUGUUGAUGGUGCCAAAGUGACUACAGAACAACUGGUACUGGAAUCAAUCUCCGAGACUAAAAACCAAGAGAAUGGAAUCGUAAUAAAAAAAGUGGAGAGCUCCAAUUGCUUAGUUAAUGAGGUGGAUUCUACUGACAGGAAUGCGAAUACUCAUAUUUCAGAAGAUUCUGAGCUUCCACCCAAAGUUGAAGAUGAUUCUGUGUUGUCGUCGCUUCCAGAGCCAGAAGGUGUUGUUGAAGAGGAUAUAGAACCAGUUCUGAAUGGUGAACCUUCAUCUUCAAGAGAUACCUUGAUUUGGAAGGAAGAAGAUUCAGAUGCCCCAAACAUUCCAGACUUUUAUACAAAGGUUGCGGAGUCGCAGUUUCCGAUAAAGGUUGAAGAUUUCUUUCGUUUCUUUUUCUCUGAUGAUGUGUUCAUUGAAUCAUUCCAUAAAAGUUGUGGAGAUAAAGAUUUCAGGUGUACUUCAUGGCACCCGCAUGAAAAGUUUGGACAUGCCCGCGAUGUUUCAUUUCAGCAUCCAAUUAAAAUCUAUUUUGGUGCAAAAUUUGGUAGCUGUCAGGAGCUCCAGAAAUUUCGAGUACACAAAAACAGUCAUUUAGUUAUUGAGACAUCACAAGAGAUCAAUGAUGUGCCUUAUGGAGAUUAUUUCCGGGUUGAGGGGCUUUGGAAUGUGGAGCGAGAUACUGAUGGAUCAAAGGAAUGCUGCAAUUUGAAGAUUUACUUGAAUGUAGCAUUUUCAAAGAGAACUGUAUGGAAAGGAAAGAUAGUGCAGUCUACCUUGGAAGAAUGUCGAGAGGUUUUCGCUACCUGGAUAAACAUGGCACAUGAAUUUUUGAAGAAGAACCUUGAAAAACCAGAAGAUAGUAUUCCUACUGCUAGCACGGUUCAGAAAUGUGAAGUCCGUCCUGCAGACGAAGCAGAGACGGUUCAGUCUUCUGAAAAGUUUUAUGAGCCCAGGGAUGACACUACCAUACAACAGAUAUCUGCAUCCAUACACCCUAAGCAGCAAGUUAACAGUCUAUUUCAAGAAAGUCCAAGUGAUGCUUACACUCGUUCCUCAUUGUUGAGAGAUUAUAUGAUGAAAUUCGGGUCGUCUUUGAGGAGUCAAAGCCAUCUUCCGUUGAUCAUAGUUGUCAUUGUUGCCGUGAUUUUCAUAAUGCAGUUGAGCAUACUUGCGCUACUAGUCAGACCCCAACAUAUCCAUGUGCACUCUCCUGUGGACUAUACAAGCGGUGUAGGUGGAAGAUCUUCUGAAGUUAUUACUUGGCUGGAGAAGCGAGUUCACACCCUUAAAGACGACAUGAACUUGGUUGAAGCUCGCCUGGAGAGCAUGCGACGUGAACAUGCACUCCUAAAAGCUCAACUUGAAGAUUUCAAGCAUCUUAAUAAGCGUAAGUAAAAUCAAGCUGUAAAUCCUCAUUCUUAAUCUGUUUUUGCUCCCUUUGUGUGGUAUUAUUGAGAAAUGUAUGUUGUUCAAGUUAGAAAAUUAGAAAACGUGUUGUAACAUAGAACCAAUAAGCGUAUAGAGAAAUUUCUCAAAUAGCCACAAUAUUCGUCUAGGGAUACAAAUCACGGUUCUCAAAUGCUGAGUAGUAAUGACCUAGCAGCCACCCUUAUUUCCGAAAACAA